AUGACAUCCAAAGACUUGGUAGGCCGCCCCUUUACCAUCCAGUACGAGUCGGAACAUUCGAAGGAUCUGUACUCCUUUGAAAUCAAGAACGACAAGAAGAUUGCGUGGAAGAGGAUUGGCGGUACUGAUGUUGGCAAGGGCGACGAAGAAGACUAUGUCAUGACCCAGUUGACUGACAAGAAGAUUCUCAUCACUUGGAUUGAAGCAGAUGGCCUUGGACUCUCCAAUGUCUUGGAUUUCGACGAAGGAACCUGCUUGACUCAUGGAAACAAUGGACGCGCCGUCUGGAAGCAUAACGGAAAAUUGGCGUUCGUGGAAAAUGGUGCUCAGAGCGCGAACUAG
Molecule: messenger RNA, 342 nt
Organism: Seminavis robusta
Lineage: Eukaryota; Bacillariophyta; Bacillariophyceae; Naviculales; Naviculaceae
Source: the annotation of a GenBank genome assembly